Messenger RNA from Cygnus atratus (black swan), 2065 nucleotides. It is a transcript of the gene SLC35E1, whose product is annotated as solute carrier family 35 member E1. Lineage: Eukaryota; Metazoa; Chordata; Aves; Anseriformes; Anatidae. Gene Ontology annotation, cellular component: Golgi apparatus. The record is from RefSeq and is a predicted model, not a curated record. Bases 34 to 1248 code for a protein of 404 amino acids. The transcript has 6 exons. Gene Ontology annotation, molecular function: antiporter activity.
CGUCUCGGAGGCGGCCGGGCGGAGCACGGAGCCAUGGCGGCGGCCCCGCUGGCGGCCCCGGGCGGCUCCGGGCCGGCGUCGGCGACGGCUGGGGGGGGCCGAGGAGGCCGCGGGCCGGCCCUGCGUGAGGGCGCCCGGGUGUCGGCGCUGUGCCUGGCUUGGUACGGGCUGAGCGCCGGCGGGAACGUGGUGAACAAGCUGCUGCUCGGCGGCUUCCCCCGGCCCGUCACCGUCUCCCUCUUCCACAUCCUGGGGCUCUGCGGCCUCCUGCCGCCGCUGCUGAGGGCCUGGCGGGUGCCGCCGGCCGGCCCGGCCCAGCUGCCGCCCCGCGCCUACCCCCGCUACAUCCUGCCGCUCGCCUUCGGCAAGUAUUUCGCCUCCGUCUCGGCCCACGUCUCGCUCUGGAGGGUGCCGGUCUCCUACGCGCACACAGUAAAAGCGACGAUGCCAAUAUGGGUGGUUCUUCUUUCACGGAUCAUAAUGAAGGAAAAGCAGACGACGAAGGUAUACUUGUCUCUAAUCCCCAUAAUAACUGGGGUCCUGUUGGCCACAGUCACUGAACUUUCCUUUGACAUGUGGGGACUCAUCAGUGCACUUGCUGCUACUCUAUGUUUUUCACUUCAGAAUAUCUUCUCAAAGAAGGUGUUAAGAGAUUCCCGAAUACAUCAUCUUCGGUUGCUGAACAUACUUGGGUGCCAUGCUGUGUUCUUCAUGAUCCCGACAUGGGUUUUGGUUGAUCUUUCUUCCUUCUUAGUAGAGAACGACUUGAGCACAAUGUCUCAUUGGUCCUGGACCUUGAUGCUACUUAUCAUCAGUGGAUUCUGUAAUUUUGCUCAGAAUGUCAUUGCCUUCAGUAUUCUCAACCUGAUCAGCCCGCUAAGUUACUCUGUUGCAAAUGCCACCAAAAGAAUAAUGGUCAUCACGGUGUCCCUUAUAAUGCUUCGCAAUCCGGUUACUAGCACCAAUGUUCUUGGAAUGAUGACAGCUAUCCUAGGGGUCUUCUUAUAUAACAAGACAAAAUACGAUGCAAACCAAGAAGCAAAGAAGCAGCUACUUCCAGUUACAACUGGAGACCUUGUGAAUUUGGACCGGCAUCGAAACACUCCUGAAAAGUCUCAGAACGGACUUACGGCAUUUGCACAACAUGGAGACUAUCAGUAUGGGCGAACCAAUAUCUUAACAGAUCACUUCCAGUACAAUCGGCAAAACUAUCCAACUACCUACAACUUAAAUCGUUUUGAUAUUUAGAGUCCUGGCACACAGGUAUAGACUGUGAUAUCAAAGUGUCCCCAACAUUAUCAGAAACUUUUAGUACAUCCAUGAAUGUAAAGCCAUUUUAUUGUACAGGUUUUGCAGAAGGGAAGAUGCAUGUGUAGUGGAAGUGGUACAGACCUUCAGCUUCUGCCGAGCAGAUCUUUAAAUGUGAAACAGCUAGAUCUGACACUGGAACGAAAUGCACAGUGUAGCUCUUGUACAGAGAGUCUGGUGAACUGCAGAUACAAAACUUCAGAGCAAAAUACCUGGUGUCACUGCUCCUGCUUGGAAUCUGUCAAUUGAGUAUUCUUUUGGCAGCUAAACUCUGGCCAGUACUUUGUUUCCACACUGAUAACGUAACCUUUAAUUUGUUCUCUAUUAUGUUUUAAUGAUGCUUAGGGGAAAAUUGUAACUGGGCACACUUCUGAUUAUCAGAAUUUGUUGGCUUGGGAGGAUUGACGUAUGUAUAUCAGUUGCAGAUAAGUAGUCUUGAAUUCAUCUUGAGCAAAUAUGAAACUUUGUGUGGGUAUUAAUUACUUCUGUGCCUAUACCUUCAGUUUUUGAUGACAAACCAGAAGUAUUUCUGAAAGAAUAGGCAGUAGGAAGAUUGAUCCCUUCAAGAAGCAUAUUUCAAGCUUCAUAUCUAGAGAAACAGUUUUCUCUAAUGUCAUUAUUGUCCCAGUCACUGUAGUUAACAGAGCUUAAGAUCCUCAUUGUUUUCUGAAUAACAUAGUCCUGUAACUUCAGACAUUGCUCUUCCCUGGCAAUACAGAAAACACCUUGACAAAUAAAAUGUUUGGAAUAAUACAAA